AUGCGCUUUCCAGCGCUGGUGCUGUUUGUUGUGCAUGCAGCGGAGAGCGGAACGCCCAUUCCAACAGUCGACACAUCCGACGCAUCGGAGCUAGAAUGCAAAUGGCCAUCCUGCAUGCCACAUUGCGUUCCCUGCGAGAAGAAGCAGGUGGGAACUUGCUACAUGGCGGGGAUCUUCGGCAGUUUGGGGGAAUGCAGCACAUGGAAAGGACCUACGGAUUGUUUUUUGGGAAAGUGUUUGUGCAAAGAUGGAUAUUGUGCUGAUGGGGACCUUUGCAAGCCGCAGAUUUGCGUGCGUGGUGCUGCGCCACCUGAAUUUGUCCCAAAUAACUGGUUGGUGCUUUUUAGCUCUAUGAGCAACAUGGACCCGUUUCCUGACUAUGAGGAGCUGACAGAAAUCUACAUGCAACAUGUCUUUCAGAUUAUCCCAGUUCCCGUCAUGCUACUGCUGAUUGGCAUUGUUGUUUCCUUUGCUACGGUCGCAUGCAUUUGCUGUGGUGGAGGUAGUGGUUACCACUACAGCAUGGACUUCUCCGACAUUCAACACGAUCAGGCUGAAGGCUUCAUAUCAGGCAAAACAGGCCGCAAGUUGAUCUCCGACGAGGAGUUCGCGCGGCGAGCAUGGAAGAAGCGGCCUGCGUGUCUCCCCAUGUUCUGCACAGCAUUGCUGAUUUUUUUGAUGUGUUUUGCCGGCAUCUACUUCCGGGUUGUAAACUACAUGCGCUCGGAAAGGCUGAUCCUGAAGAACUUGCAAAGAGCUGAGGACAACGCUGUAGAAAUCGCUGAUGCUUGCUUGACUAUCAACCAGACCAUCUCUCAGCUGCAUGACAACCUUUUGCAGAUCCCAUUGUCCUGCAAGACCGACAACAAGAUGGCCAAGCAGAUCCUCUACACUUUUACCAGCAAUGCCUUGGGGGCCAUUGAUGAUUACGUGGACCAAGUCUACAGCAUUGUAGAUAUUGUGGUCCCAAUUCCAGAUCAAAUCAAAAAGUUUCGAGAAUUUGCUUCAGGCCAGCGUCCAACAAGUGUGAGGUUGCCUUUGGCUCCUUUGGGGCUCAUGGCCGCUAUUUGUGCUUUGAUUGUGCUUGAGGCCACCAUGACCACUUGCUGUAGGAACAGCAGCAUCACAAAGUGUGUAGACGCAGGCUUGAAACUAGCCGCUGCUCUGUUUUCUCUCAUUAUUCUAGUCGUGGCAAUCUUGAUCUGUGUGGAAACUAUCCUCAUGAUCAUCCUGAGCAAAUUCUGCGAAGAUGUUGACCACAACGUCCUCUCGUACAUCAAUUCCACCACGUACAACAUCUCCGGCGUAAUUCCCGAGAUUGCCAACUACUACAUCCGUGGUGCUGAGAAGAAUCCGGUCAUGGAGUACGAUGCACUGGCCAGGAAGUAUAUCAAUCAGAUCCAAGACUAUUAUGACAAAGCAAAGAUAGGUUUGGCAGGGUUCGGCCUCGCAUGCCCUGCAUUCUUCAAACUGGACGUUGACGAUAUAGCCAUCAAAGCGCGACAAAUCCUGGACAGGGCCAAAAACCUGCUCAAGGGGAACAAUAUUUACCCGUACUACAGACAGGUCGUGCGCAAGGGCAUUUGCAAUGUUGUCAUUGCGGGCGUCGGAUGGAUGUGGCUUUUGCAAGUUGUAACUGGCUUGAUUUUGUUUCCAUUGUGUGCCAUUCUAACUCACAAAUUUCUAGUUGGAUGGGCAGCUUGGACGAAAGUCAAGGAGGCUCGGCGAGCACGGAUGGCUCAGUCUGGGAUUGAAGGUGCUAGCUCAGACUCUGACUCUGAUGAUGAAGAUGAGAGCGAUAGUGAGGAGCAAGAGAUGGGCAGGCCGAAGAUGGCUGCCAAGGGGCUAUGCGUAAACUUCACGUGUAGCUGUGGGUUCCGAGAGGGCAGCCGUCAGUGCACUCCUUGGAUGAACCUCAUGACGUUUGAAGUCGAUGCGCGGACUUAUUUGCAGGUCGCUAAUGCCAAUGCACCAGCACAGGAAGCACCUGUGCAGCUGGAUGAUUGCAUGCAAUGUGCAUGUGGAUUGCUGAAGUCAAAGGAAGCUCUCGUUGCGACUGUUUUAAGAUAUGUGACGGCAGUUGUUUCGUGGGUUUGUCCUGCACGUUGGUCAAAUCGCUCUCCCAAAGAGAGAUGUUUGGACUGGGUUCUGAAUGCCUGUGGAUGGAGUUGGAGUCUUCAACCAAAAUUGCUUCCUGCUGCCUCUGUUCCCUUUUGGUUCAAGAUGGAGCCUUUUGGUCACGGGCUGCCGGUGGUCUUGCAAGCGCGUUUUCCACGAAUGCAUCUGAAACCAGUGGAGGACAGUUGA
Cladocopium goreaui is the source of this 2307-nucleotide messenger RNA. NCBI's taxonomy places the organism in Eukaryota, Dinophyceae, Suessiales, Symbiodiniaceae. The record is from the annotation of a GenBank genome assembly.